AGCAAGCCAACUAGGUAAAAGGUUAUUUAAGCGUCAGUACAACCGUAAGACACCGUGGACAUGGCACAAAGGCAGCACUAUUCGCGUUCAUGUCGUCUCUCGGAAGUCAUAUGUUUGAUUUUAAAUAAACGGGGAAGGAAGGGAUCGCCAAAUCUGGUUUUAAUAUAAAUUUUACUUGUAAACAAACGAGAACAAUGCUCGAUUCUCACACUUAAACAAUCCAUACACAGACUCACCUUUUAUGCACAACUUAGCAUAAAGAGGUAGUUAAUAUUUUGCCAUUUUUGUGUGUUUUCAUCGAGUCACUGUAGUUCCUACGUUGCGUGUGCCCUCUAGAUGUGACGUCAUGUACUUCAAAGGCAUUUUUUUUCAACCGGGAAACUACGGUAUUUGCCCUUUGUCUCGUUUUAAUAGUUUAAUUUAUAGUUUAUUGCAUUUUAACUUGAACAGGGAAAAUAAAUUGUUCAGCCAGAGUAGCACAACUUCCGGUCCACUCGGCAACACUCGGCGUUAGUCGGGCCUUCGAAUUAAAUACAACUUUAUUUAUAUAGCGCGAAUUUAACAAAAAUCACAACAAAGCCAUCUCAAGGCACUUUACACGAGAGGUAAAGGUGGGGAUGGCGAAACCCUGUGGUGUGGUCAAACCCUGCUACCUGGUGAAACCAGUAUCAUCGUCCCGCAUGACCGGGAGAUACCUGAGCCACCAGAAGGGCUUGCCCAAUCUGCCAGUGCCUCCUCUGCAGCAGACCUGUGAGCGCUACAUCACCGCCCUGGAGCCCAUCGUGGAAGUGGAUGAGCUGACGCACACAAAGGAGCUGUUGGCUGACUUCCAGAAACCAGGAGGCGUUGGAGAAAGGCUCCAGAGAGGCCUGGAGAGCAGAGCAUGCAACACGGAGAAUUGGUUGUCGGAAUGGUGGGUGCAGGUGGCUUAUCUUGACUACCGUUUGCCAGUGGUGGUCCAUUCGAGUCCAGGCUUGGUUUUACCCCGCAUGGAAUUCAGUGACAAGCAGGGGCAAAUCAGGUUUGCUGCCAAACUCAUUGCAGGUGUUUUGGAUUUCAAGACGAUGAUUGACAAUGAGACCAUACCAGUGGAGUACCUGGGAGGGAAGCCUCUUUGUAUGAAUCAGUACUAUGAAGUACUGUCAUCUUGCCGCAUCCCUGGUGUAAAAAGAGAUGCUGUUGUGAACCACGCCAAGAGCUCCCGGCGUCCUCAACACAUCACUGUUGUACAUAAUUUUCAGUUCUUCGUGCUGGAUGUGUACAACAGUGAUGGGACUCCACUGACAGCUGACCAGCUGUUUGUUCAGUUGGACCGGAUCUGCAGCUCAUCACUCCAGACCAACACGGAACCUGUGGGCAUCCUCACCACGCAGCAUCGUGACAUAUGGGGCAAGGCCUACAUUAACCUCAUCAAGGAUCGGACAAACAAAGACUCUGUGUCGGCUAUUCAAAGGAGCAUCUUCACAGUGUGUUUGGAUGGGCCCAUGCCUCAAGUACCAACCAACGCACAUCGGAGCCGUGCAGCCGUGCAGAUGCUGCACGGAGGAGGGAGCCCGUGGAACAGUGGCAACCGCUGGUUUGACAAGACACUGCAGUUUAUCAUUGGAGAAGAUGGGACAUGCGGUGCCAAUUAUGAGCAUGCCCCUGCUGAGGGUCCUCCCAUUGUGGCGCUGAUCGACCAUGUGGUGGAAUACACGAGGAAGCCAGAGAUGGUUCCCUCUGCCAAGGCGCCCAUGCCCAUGCCCAUGCCCAAAAAACUACACUUCAACAUCACACCUGAGCUCAAGAAGGAUAUAGAAGAGGCCAAAAGGAGCAUGAAUGUAUUGGCUGAAGACCUGGAUGUGAGGGUUAUUGUGUUCAAUCACUUUGGAAAAAAUGUACCAAAGGCCCACAAGAUGAGCCCCGAUGCGUUCAUACAGGUGGCACUACAGCUGGCUUACUAUAGGAUGUAUCAGCAGUGUUGUGCGACAUAUGAGAGCGCCUCCCUGCGUAUGUUCAGGCUGGGUCGUACCGACACGAUCCGAUCAGCCUCAAGUGCGUCCGCUGCCUUCGUGAAGGCCUUCGAUGACCCCAACAAACAGAACACAGAGAAAGUGGCUCUCAUGGAGAAAGCAGUAAAAGCACACAAGGCAUAUACAAACUUGGCAAUCAGUGGUCAGGCCAUUGACCGACAUCUGCUGGGCCUGAAGAUGCAGGCUGCUGAGGAGAAGAUCUCCAUUCCUAAAGUCUUCAAAGAUACAUCCUACGCCAAAGCCUUGCACUACCGCUUAUCCACCAGUCAGGUACCAUCCAAGACCGACUGCGUCAUGUGUUUCGGCCCGGUCGUACCGGACGGAUACGGCGUGUGUUACAAUCCGAUGAACGAGCACAUAAACUUUGCGGUGUCUUCUUUCAAUACGUGUAAAGAAACCAACACCGCAGAUCUGGCCCACGCUGUGGAGAACGCACUUCUGGACAUGAGGAUGCUGCUGGAGCAAACGCCGAGAGCCAAACUAUGAUCCAGACGGGGAUAUCGGUAACACAUCAUGAACUUGUAUGAUGUUAGUGAUCAUUGGGAACUUCAAGUAAUGAUGCGAUACCUUUUUAUGGCUUUACUGAAUCGCACAAGAAGGUACAAACCCAUCAAUCAUUUAUCUAGCAUUUAAUGUAUUGAUCUAUCAUGAAAUGUUUACUAUACUAAAACCAAUUUACAGUAGAUUCCUGCAUAUUUGUCAUCGAGCGCUCAAAUUUGUGUAUUUUUGAUCCAAUUUCUCAUCUUGUGCUGAUAAUCACCACAAUUAGGCCGUUUAUUGGCGUCUCAUUAGCCCAAAUAUUUACACUCUUAAUCGCACAGCGUAAACCAACAAGCGCUUACACACUAAUACACAUGCAAAACAAUUCUAUUUCAUAACCCGCAAGGCAUGCAGGGAAGCCCAGGCGCGCACUUCGCCAACAGGAAGUUGCCCAGCAUACCUUGAGGGUUGUACAUGAGUAUAAAAUGGCAUUGUUUGGCGUGUAUAGUAUUGUGUCAGCGUAUGCAUUGUGUUCAAUGUCUUACUUGUUAGUGAGGCAUUGGUUUGUCAAAAUAAGACAUUUUUAUGGGCAAGUCGUGAGAAUGCAACUCCUGCGGAUGUCGGCGAUCUACCGUAUAAGCCAGGGGUGGGCAAACUACGGCCGGGGGGCCACAUCCGGCCCGCCAAGUGUUUAAAUAUGGCCCGCACGUUCUUUCCAAACUUAACAUACAACCUGACAUCAUGGCUUUAGCCAACCUUUUGAUGGUUUAGGUAGUUUUUUUUUUUAAUCAAUUUGUUUAUUUGAUGUGAUCUGCUGUUUACAAAGUGCUCCUGAAAAAAGGACACAAGCACAUAUACAUAGCAGGUUGCAUGACACUUACAGAUACAAUCAUUCGAGGUGGACUGUUAGAAUUAUAUGCGUAAAAUAUAUACUCUGGCCCCCUGUCAAUUUUGUUAAAUCAAUGCGGCCCGCGAGUCAAAAAGUUUGCCCACCCCUGGUAUAAGCACAUGAAGGUCAUUGUACAAAAGUGAUCACAAAACAACUGUGAUGCGUAGCAAACACUUUAAAACGUAAAAAAACAUAUUCUAAAUCCUUCAAAGAUAAUCAAUAUCAUUAUGUCAUUAUUAUUAUUUUGCUGUGCUGCAUUUAUGGCCUUUUGUGUCAUGAGCAGAAAGUGGGGGCGGUGUAGUUGAAGUUCACAUUGCUACCAUUCAUGAUGAACACUAAUGUUCAAUUCCAGGCCAGUAGGGGUGUAAGGGUACACGUUUAUUAAGGUCAAGAUUCCUAUACAGUGAUUCUCAACUGGUGGGAGUUCAUUCAUUCAUUCAUUUUCUACCGCUUUUCCUCACGAGGGUCGCGGGGGGUGCUGGAGCCCAUCCCAGCUGUCCUCGGGCGUAAGGCGGGGUACACCCUAGACUGGUCGCCAGCCAAUCACAGGGCACAUAUAGACAAACAACCAUUCACUCUCACAUUCAUACCCAUGGACAAUUUGGAGUGGCCAAUUAACCUAGCAUGUUUUUUUGGAAUGUGGGAGGAAACCGGAGUACCCGGAGAAAACCCACGCAUGCACGGGGAGAACAUGCAAACUCCACACAGAGAUGCCCGAGGGUGGAAUUGAACCCUGGUCUCCUAGCUGUGAGGUCUGCUGGUGGGAGUUGUUUAAAAAAAAAAAAAAUAGUGUAAUGAUCUGCUGUCGGUGAACCUCGCGUCUGCUCGGUUCGCUGGCUACGCCGAGGUGCGUGCCAUGUUUAAGGGGCGACUUGGUCAAGCUUGAGCGGGAGGGGGGCGGACAUCAAGUAUGGCCUUAAGGCGCCGUCCAUCCAACACAUAGCUCGAUAGCAAGAUAUCUACUGAAGGAGAGCGGGACAUAAAUCGAAAGCUGAAGUUGAGUUGCAUGGCAAAUUCCGCCCACAAUCAAGACUGCCAGGUACAGUACGAUGGUACCGUUUAAUGCUAAAUUAGAUUUAUUGGCUCAGAUCUAUUAUUAUGAAAUCUACUGAGUGUUGAAUCAGAGCAACUGGACUGGUCUGAUUUUGAACUUCUUGUUUCACUUCUCGUCCAGGUUCAUGUGCCAAUGCUCUGAUUCAACGCUCCACUCUCUCUUUACACACGCUUUUAGUUCAAAAUCAUUUUUAAAUAUGUGGAUUAAAGCGUAUCGCUGAACUGAUCAUGAAACUGUUUUUGUGUUGACAUGCAGUCGUAUUGUUGUUAUUAUUGCACUACCUCACACUCAAACUGCUCAUGUUGGGAGCAAGGAGAAGGCUUUCAAAAGUUAGCGUCCUUUAGGCAGUCUUUUUACAUUUCAAAUGUAAAUACAGUAAAUAAAUGUCUUUUACAAGUAGCUAAUAUAUAUUUCAUAUUUAAUAUACUUAUGUCUGCAAUUUGGCUCGCCACUCGUCAUUGAAGGGUGACGCCGGCUCCCGCAGCCAAACCAGUUGAGAAUCACUGCUCCAAUAAAUUAAAUUCUUAAAUUAAAAAUAAUAAUUGAACAAAUAAUAUGUAUUGAUUUACAGUGUAAGACAAUGCAGACUUGUCUAGAGAGCAGCACUUAAUCAAUUAUCAUCUGAUUAUGAAUCUGGGUGCCAUUACACUUCUGUAUGUGAUGCAUUACUUAUUGUUUAUGAAUAAGCAUAUACAUUGUCAAAAAGAAUAGAUUUCGCAACACUUUCUGCCAAUAUGGCUGCCAUGUUUUGUUUUGGUUUACUUCAGUCGUUCUCAAGACUCAUUUAUGCUGUGCCUUCACUUACGUCACUUUGGCCAAUGAGGCGUUGAUUUUUACUGUGAAUGGUCCUUUUUUUUUUUUUUUUUUACAGGACUGAGAUUCUAACUGAAGUGAUUGUAAUAAAAAAUGUAUCAUUAAAAUAAUUGUCAUUUGCAGAA
This is a messenger RNA of Doryrhamphus excisus (bluestripe pipefish), 5373 nucleotides long. RefSeq names its product carnitine O-acetyltransferase a (gene crata). Lineage: Eukaryota; Metazoa; Chordata; Actinopteri; Syngnathiformes; Syngnathidae. Gene Ontology annotation, biological process: carnitine metabolic process, CoA-linked. Gene Ontology annotation, molecular function: carnitine O-acetyltransferase activity. Gene Ontology annotation, cellular component: peroxisome. The record is from RefSeq and is a predicted model, not a curated record.